Messenger RNA from Fimicolochytrium jonesii, 1661 nucleotides. RefSeq lists its product as uncharacterized. Lineage: Eukaryota; Fungi; Chytridiomycota; Chytridiomycetes; Spizellomycetales; Powellomycetaceae. The transcript has 3 exons. The record is from RefSeq and is a predicted model, not a curated record. The coding region runs from base 138 to 1478 and encodes 446 amino acids.
AAUCUCUCCCCGCAGUCCCUUGCCAUUUAAACCAUGUUCCACACCCCACUUCCCUCCCUUCAAAUUCAUUUCAAAACAAUACAGAACGAUCCAAUCUUCCCUGAUCCACACAGAUAGAAUAGAAUAACGCGUCAACCAUGAAGCUGUCUCUUUCUGUCGCCGGUGCUGCUGCGGUGCUGGCCGUAGCGGCGUCGGCCGCCCCCGCUUCUCUUACCAGGCGUGAAGUUCCUCAGGAGCAUUCCCAUGAUUUGAUCGUCAAUGCGGUCCGUCAAAUCUUCAUCAAAGACACCCAAGGUUUCCCCGACCCAAUCUUCGCCCUCCUCGGCAACGCCGCCGCCCUCUCCGCCCUCACCCCCACAACCGUCACCGACAAAGACCCCAACAACCUCCAACUCCACAUCGCGGAUAUCACAAUCACCAAUUGCAAGAAAACCACCCCGGUUGAUCCACUCUGCAUCGCCCGCGCAGUCCAGUUCCGCGCCCUUGAACGAAACACCCCCGGUGUGGGCACCAAAUCGGGGGCAGCGACGGCUAAACCGGUUAACAAGGAACUGGAUGAGAUAUCCCAGCAUCAGGACCCUGCGUCUGAUGGAGCGGGGCAGGUGAAUAAGGAGGUGGAGAUUGCGGUUGCGAGAACGUUGGCGGGGUUGGGCAUUGAGAAGGGGAUCGCUGUGGGGUUGGCGUUGGAGACUGCGACUUUUGCGGCUGGGAACAGGGCGGAUAGUACGGGGAAGGGGAAUGUGUGUGAUACGAAUGGGAGUCUUGAUGGGCAGAUAAACGUUAAGUUGGGGAAGGAUACUGUUGAUCCUGUUACUGGAAGUCUGGUGAAGGCGGGGACCAUUGAUUGUAUUACCGCUGCUGAUCUGGGACAGGACCCGAACAACCGUUCCAAGCGUGUGCCGGCGACUACCCGUCAACAGCUUCUAGAUGCCAUCGGUGGCGGAACCAAUGGGAAUCAGAACCAGAACCAGAACUCGAACACGGGCAACGACACCAAACAGAACCCAAAGCCGAACGAGAACGAAAACAAGAACCAAGGCCAGAACGGACAAGCCCAAACAGUAACCGUCACUGCAACCGUCACCGCAACCGCAACCGUCUGUCCCGCCGCGACCCCCGCCCCAUCCGGCCCACAACCCGCCCCAACCCCAGCAGCCCCCGCCCCCGCCAAGAUCGAUCUCGGCACCUGCACCGACGCCCCCACCAUCGCCUUUGGCCCGUCCUUCGACGGCCGCCGCGAAAACUCCUUCCAACCCGUCAACCUUCGCACCUUCACCCACGGCUCCGCCCUCAACAUCGAUGUCAUCGCCAGUUUCAUCUGUGACCGCCUCGGUGACAAAUGCCAGGCGAAGGAGGCGCAGAGUGUUUGUAAGAGGGUGGCGGCGGAGCUGCAGAAGAGUGGGGAUAGAAGUGGGAAGGCUGCGGAUGUUUUCAAUAGGGCGUUUGGGGUGGUCACGGAGUUUGAGAAGGUCAAGUAGGGCGGUGCAAAAUGGGUUCGGGUUAAGGACUUGAUGGCGUGUACGUACUGUACAUAGUGUAUGUCUUAUGGAGAUAUGGAUGUUUUGCAGAUAGAGCCGAGACAAUCUUGUAUAUAUAUGGACGUGAAUAACGGGGAUGUUGAAUAGCGGUCGGGUCGGGUUAAGAAACACGGGAAAGGAGUG